Maudiozyma saulgeensis is the source of this 4488-nucleotide messenger RNA. The record is from the annotation of a GenBank genome assembly. Lineage: Eukaryota; Fungi; Ascomycota; Saccharomycetes; Saccharomycetales; Saccharomycetaceae.
AUGGCCAUUAGUACAACCUUGGAGUCAAGGAUAAGAAAACCGAUCAUAUCAAGUUCUACAGCAAAGGCAGCCGCAAGAAAUGCAAUGUUGAAAUCAUCAAAGAAAAAUAAUACUCAUAAUCAUAACCAUUCAAUAUCAUCUUCAAACCAAUUGGAUAGAGUAGUCCAAUCUGUUACGGAUGCUACAAAGAGAUUAUCUCAAGUUCAAUCAAUUAUAAGCGAUGCACAUAAUAAUAGUGGUAACAACAGUAAUAUCAAUAUUACCUCUACAAAUACAAAAUCUUCAAAAAGAAAAUCUAGAGAUACGAUUGGACCAUGGAAACUUGGUAAGACUUUAGGAAAAGGUUCUUCAGGUAGAGUUAGACUAGCUAAAAAUAUCGAAACAGGUCAAUUGGCUGCCAUUAAGAUUGUACCAAAGAAAAAAUAUAUUAGAACAGACAAAUCAACAGGGAAAACCCAACAACCAAUUUCGAAUACAAUAGAAUCCUUUAAUUCUAUUUCUUCAAAAGCUUCAACAGCACUUACAUCUACAUAUGGGCAAAAUAAACCUGGAAAUUAUGAAAAUAAUAAUGAGAAUCAAGAGAACCCAGUGAAUCCAUACGGUAUUGAACGUGAAAUAGUUAUCAUGAAAUUAAUCUCACAUCCGAAUGUUAUGGGUCUAUAUGAAGUUUGGGAAAAUAAAUCUGAAUUAUUUCUUGUAUUAGAAUAUGUUGAUGGUGGUGAAUUAUUUGACUAUUUAGUCUCAAAGGGUAAAUUAUCAGAAGGGGAAGCCGUUCAUUAUUUUAAACAAAUUAUUGAAGGUGUAUCUUAUUGUCACUCGUUUAAUAUUUGUCAUCGUGAUUUAAAGCCAGAAAAUUUAUUAUUGGAUAAAAAAGAUAAAUCUAUAAAGAUUGCAGAUUUUGGUAUGGCUGCAUUAGAGUUACCAAAUAAAUUAUUAGAGACCUCAUGUGGUUCUCCUCAUUACGCUUCUCCAGAAAUUGUAAUGGGUAAAUCAUACCAUGGUGCUCCUUCAGAUGUUUGGUCAUGUGGUAUUAUUCUUUUUGCAUUACUUACUGGACACUUACCCUUCAAUGAUAACAAUAUUAAAAAACUACUUCUAAAAGUUCAAUCUGGUAGAUAUCAAAUGCCUCAUAAUAUAUCUCUUGAGGCUAAGGACCUGAUCUCUAGAAUAUUAGUAGUUGAUCCAAGUAAAAGAAUUCAUACAACGGAUAUCUUAACACACCCAUUAAUUACAAAGUACGAAAGAAGUCCAUUCAAUAUCCCCGUUAAGAACAAAAACAACUAUAAAAAUGGUAAAUCUAAUUCUAAUCUACAUAUUUUAGACGCUGCUGGUCCUGCAAUGAUAGAAAUACAAUCUAUACAAGAUAUUGAUGAAUCUAUCUUGAGAAAUUUACAGAUAUUGUGGCACGGAACAUCUCGUGAAUUAAUAGUUGCCAAAUUAUUACAAAAACCUACUUCAGAAGAAAAAAUGUUUUAUUCUUUACUUCUCCAAUACAAACAGAAAAAUUCAAUUCCUCUUGUGAAAACGGUCUCUACAAAGAACUUAGGUAUAAUAAACAAUUUUACAGAUUCUGCAACUGUCUCUAACGAGGAUUCUUCAACCAGUAAUAAUACUUCAAGUAAUUCAACUAAUGGUAACGAAACCUCACAAGAUCCACAAACUCCAACUUUGAUACAAAAAUCUCAAUUCAGUAUUCCUGCCUUGAAAUCGGAAAGCUUGGAGAAACAAAUUCCAAGUAUGGUCCCUGCCAUACCUAUCUUUCCAGUAUCGUCAUCUAGAACUUUUAGAAAGAGUGGUUCUACAUUAACAAUGCGCUCCAAUGUAUCUAUGUCUACUUCGAAAUCAGGAGUUUCAUUGCGUAAAUAUAUGUCCAAAAAGACUGCGACACAUUCUAACUCAAACGCAUCAAUUCAUAGCAAGACUAACCAUAACAAUAUUCAGACUCCUACAGGAAAAUUUAGAAGAACAUUACACAACUCUGAAUCAAAAAGGUCACUAUAUUCCUUACAAUCUAUCUCUAAACGUUCAGUGAAUCUAAAUGAUUACUUACUAAAUGACGAGGUCAGUGCUAAUGAUGUACCGCCCUUACCAAGUUUGUCAUCCAACAAUGACUUUGAAGUUUUAUGUAAUCAAAUUUUGUUUGGUAAUGCAUUAGAUAAUAUUUUAGAAGAGGAAACGACUGAUAUAACUAAAGAACAGUCACCUCUCUCCACAUUCUCACAAACCAGUCAAAGCACGCUAAAAAAAUCAGAAGAGACAGUUCCAAUGAACGAACAAAAAGAAUUUGCAGCAGCUUUUACUCUUCCAGAUCCUUCUAAGCAACAUGGUCAAUAUUCUGAAAGUCUAUUGGAUAAUAACAGCACCUCUUCAUCUUCAAAUGAGGUUAUCGGUACUCAGAGGGUACCUUUAAAAAAUAUUACAAAUUCAUUCGAAACUACAGACAACGAAUUCAGUUUUACCAAGAAAAAACAGCCUUCACACUCAAUUCCUCGCCAAGAAAUACCAGCUGUUCCAUAUACUACCCCUCAAUCUAAAAAUGAAGGUACCAGGGCCCCUAGGGAAUUUGUGGGCUAUCCAAAGUAUGAAAUGAACAGAUUAUCAUCUGAUCCUCAACCACAACAAAUACGAAAAUCAUCACUUGACCCUCGUCGUAACAUAUCUCAACCAAACGAUACUUUAGUUUCAAAAAUGUUAAGAGGUCUUCCGAAAAAGAACUCUACGAACACCAAGGAAUGGAAUUACAAGAGAGGUUCCCUAUUUGCAACUGUGAAUAAUGGUUUAGAUAAUUUACUAAACAAGAAAGAUUUGAACAACUCUUCAGUUAUCAACGAAACAAAGGAGAUUGAAAAUAGUGUAAAACAUAACGUUCAAUAUGAAAAAGAAAACACAGAAAUUUUAGCUCAUUCUAGCACUAUUAAAGAUUGUCAAAUUGCCACUCCAUCAUCGAGACUAAAUCAAACAAACACUUUCAAGGACUUGUCACAUUUCUUAAAUUUUGACCAAACCUCUAUUAAUGAUAAUACGAAUAAUAUUGAACAGGAGCAAUCACAAGUAACUGCUACUAGACCUGCAAAGAAAAUAUCAUUGGCUCCACAAAGACCAAUUACAAACAUAUCAUUAACUCCAAAUUUUAAUCUCACUGCAGGUUUACACGACUUGUCGAACAAUGAUGCACAUAACACAUCUGGUGGACUAAAUUUUGACGCUGCUGAAAUCUCCGAUAUGACAUUUGCAUUAGAAAUUCCUACCAGUACAUUCACAGCACAAGCUGUUACUAUAUCCAAUGGAGGAGUUCAUCACAGGAACUUCAAUGAUUCCAAUAAAUUGAACACUGAACAAAAAGAACGUAAUCAAAAUGCAUUGGGUCUAAGUAAUGGACUCUCCACCUCUAUUAGUGAAAAAAACACAACUAGCAUGUCAUUUACUGACAAAAAUGUAAACAUAUUUGAAGAUGCAUUAACAGAUUCUACUUCUUUCAUAACAACCUCGAGCGAUGGUGACCAAAGUGCAAUUGUUCAUAAGAAGGCUGUUUCAAUAGGCACCUCAAAUACAAAUAAUAUUGUUACACGUAGCCCAGAUGUAAGAGUUAGUCUGUAUGGAAAUAACAAUGGAGAGUUUUCUGGUAAAACAAUAAAACGUGAGACAACCGAAGAACUACUUUCCAGAUUUAAGCUUUCCCCAGAUGUUUCAAAUGGUCAUCUAAUUCAAAAAAGAUAUUCAUCAGCAGCUUCUAAGAGACAAUCUGACAUCCUUCACACUUCUUCUAGCAUGAUGCCAAUGUUCAAGGAUCUUGAGGAAGACCAAAAUGAUAAUCCUUCCCAGGCUGAUCUUUUAAACGAUGGAGAUGACGAACUGUCAAAUACUCAAGACCCUAAAGGUAAACAUAAUAGGGUUACCAUGAUUUUCGAUGACGAUAACCAAACUAAAAAUGUGAAGGUGUCCGAGAAGGUUUCAUCUCAAAAUGCCAAUGAGGAACAAACAGGUUUAGACACAAAAUCUGAGGUUAAACUAAUUUUGAAAAAUUCUUUAACGACCAAGCAUAAAAAUACCAAUGAUAGAGCUGUUGUAAAAUCUUCGAAAGUUAUUGAGAAGGAUUCCACUGAAUCCAAAAUAAAAAUACCUAAAAAGAGUUGGUUUAACAAACUUUUCCAAGGAUUUAGUAUUAAUUCAUCUCAAAUAUCACAGGACCAUCCAACAAAACUAUCAUUUGAAAGUUUGCACACUCUAGCUGUCGAUUACUUUGGAAAGAAUGGUAUUAGCUACAAUCUAAAAGGAUUUGAUAAGAGGGCACACUAUGAAAAGGUUGAUUAUGAUUGUAAAUUUAUUGAAGGUAAUUUUAAAUUUAAGGUAAAGAUUGUUGGUAACUUCAAGAAGUCCACGUUAACUAUUUCUAAGAAAAGCAGAGCCAACGACGCUAAUGCUCAAACACAAUUCGAAAAAUUGAACAAUAGUGUAACCGCCGUUGUUAAGAAAAUAGACACAAUGUAG